This is a messenger RNA of Drosophila simulans, 3581 nucleotides long. It is a transcript of the gene ValRS, whose product is annotated as valine--tRNA ligase. Gene Ontology annotation, molecular function: aminoacyl-tRNA deacylase activity; valine-tRNA ligase activity; ATP binding. Bases 186 to 3356 code for a protein of 1056 amino acids. Gene Ontology annotation, biological process: valyl-tRNA aminoacylation. Gene Ontology annotation, cellular component: cytosol. The transcript is spliced from 7 exons. The record is from RefSeq and is a predicted model, not a curated record. Lineage: Eukaryota; Metazoa; Arthropoda; Insecta; Diptera; Drosophilidae.
ACACCCCGUACGAAAUAAAAAUCAAAUUUGCAUACAUAUUUAAAAAAAAAUAAAUGGUAUAGUGCCAAAUUGAAUUCAAAAUAAAAGUAUUUGUUGGCAACCCUAGUUCCAAACUGCACACGUUUUCAUCUGUUUUUCUGCGACUCCAGUCUAACUGCAUACUUACUCCUGAGAUCAACUGAAAAAUGCCUGAGGCUGAACAGCAGAACGAUGCCAACGCACCUGCCGGAGCCGGUGGUGAACCUCCCAAGACGGCCAAGCAACUGGAGAAGGAGCGUCUGAAGGCGGAGAAGCUGGCCAAGCUGCAGGCAAAGCUGGAUAAGAAGGCUGCGGCUGCUCCAGCAGCGGGCGAGAAGAAGGAGAAGCCCGAGCAGAAGCGGACCAAGGAGGUGAAAGAGGCUGCCGUGUACACGGCCCAAACCGCGCCCGGUGAGAAGAAGGAUCUGAGUGGAGCCUUGCCCGAUGCCUACAGUCCACGGUAUGUGGAGGCACAGUGGUACAGCUGGUGGGAGAAGGAGGGCUUCUUCACGCCAGAGUACGGACGCGCAUCCAUAGACUCCCCCAAUCCCAAUGGCAAGUUUGUGAUGAUCAUUCCACCACCAAACGUGACGGGCUCCCUGCAUUUGGGUCACGCCCUGACCAACGCCAUCGAGGACGCCAUCACGCGCUACCACCGCAUGAAGGGACGAACCACUCUAUGGGUGCCUGGUUGCGACCACGCCGGCAUCGCCACCCAGGUGGUGGUAGAGAAGCUACUGUGGCGCGACGAGAAGCUAUCGCGGCACGACCUCGGUCGCGAAAAGUUCAUUGAACGCAUCUGGGACUGGCGCCGGGAAAAGGGCGGUCGCAUCUAUGAGCAGCUGAAGUCCCUGGGCUCCUCCUACGACUGGAGCCGAGUGGCCUUCACCAUGGACCCCAAGCUCUGCCGCGCCGUUACCGAGGCUUUCGUCCGAUUGCACGAGGAGGGUAGCAUCUACCGUAGCUCCCGACUGGUCAAUUGGUCGUGCACACUGCGAUCGGCUAUUUCGGACAUUGAAGUGGACAAGGUGGAGAUUCCCGGUCGCACCUUCCUCUCCAUUCCCGGAUACGAGGACAAAGUGGAGUUUGGUGUUCUAAUAAAGUUCGCCUACAAGGUGGAAGGCAGUGACGAGGAGAUCAUUGUAGCCACCACUCGUAUCGAGACUAUGCUGGGCGAUACAGCUGUGGCUGUACAUCCCCAAGACGAUCGGUACAAGCACCUGCAUGGCAAGUUCGUAGUCCAUCCAUUCUCCACGCGCCGCCUGCCAAUCGUCUGUGACGAGUUCGUGGACAUGGCUUUCGGUACGGGGGCUGUGAAGAUCACCCCGGCCCACGAUCCCAACGAUUACGAGGUGGGCAAGCGCUGCAAUUUGCCCUUCAUUACAAUCUUCAACGACGACGGCUACAUAAUCGGCGACUACGGAGAGUUUACGGGAAUGAAGCGAUUUGAGUGCCGCAAGAAAAUCCUGGAGAAGCUUAAGGCCCUGAAUCUAUACCGCGAGACACUGAACAAUCCGAUGGUGGUGCCCAUCUGCAGUCGCUCCAAGGACGUUGUGGAGCCGCUGAUUAAGCCGCAGUGGUAUGUAAGCUGCUCGGACAUGGCAGCCUCUGCCACUGAGGCAGUGCGCUCCGGCGAACUGAAGAUCAUUCCGGAGCACCACACCAAGACGUGGUACCACUGGAUGGACGGUAUUCGUGACUGGUGCGUGUCGAGGCAGCUGUGGUGGGGUCACCGGAUUCCGGCAUACCAUGUCAGCUUCACCGACCCUUCCCUCCAAGCCGGAUCGUCUGCUCAUGGGACAGUGAACGACGACGAGCAGUACUGGAUUGUAGCACGCAGCGAAGCGGAGGCUCUGACCAAGGCAGCCGAACGAUUCGGUGUGGACGCCAGCAAGAUAGUACUGAAGCAAGACGAAGAUGUCCUGGACACGUGGUUCAGUUCGGGAAUCUUUCCCUUCUCCGUUUUUGGCUGGCCAGACCAAACUAAGGAUCUGCAGACGUUCUAUCCCACAUCGCUCUUGGAGACAGGUCACGACAUUCUCUUCUUCUGGGUGGCCCGCAUGGUAUUCUUCGGACAGAAGCUGCUGGGCAAACUGCCGUUUAAGGAGGUCUACCUUCACCCCAUGGUGAGGGAUGCGCACGGUCGCAAAAUGUCCAAGUCCCUGGGAAAUGUUAUCGAUCCUAUGGAUGUAAUUCGUGGCAUUACGCUCGAGGGACUACAUAAUCAACUUGUGGGCUCUAAUCUGGAUCCCCGGGAGAUCGAAAAGGCUAAGGCUGGACAGAAACAGGAUUACCCACAGGGAAUUCCCGAGUGCGGCUCCGAUGCCCUUCGAUUCGCGCUGUGCGCCUAUAUCACGCAAGCGCGCGACAUCAACCUGGACAUCAAUCGGGUUCUGGGAUAUCGUUUCUUCUGCAACAAGCUGUGGAAUGCCACCAAGUUCGCCCUGCUGUACUUCACGGGCUCUGAGAAGUUUGAUACGGAGCUAAGUGCGUCUGCAGCGAUCAACCAGAUGGACGCCUGGAUCCUGUCACGCUUGGCAGCGGCCAUUGAAGCUUGCAACACCGGCUUUGAGUCGUACGACUUUGCUGCAGCGACCAGCGCCUGCUACGCAUUCUGGCUCUACGAUCUGUGCGACGUGUAUUUGGAGUGCCUGAAGCCGAUCUUCCAGAGCGGCAGCGAGGAGCAACAGACCGCUGCCAGGCGCACACUCUACGUAUGUCUAGAUUAUGGACUGCGCCUGCUCUCUCCGUUUAUGCCUUUCAUCACGGAGGAACUUUACCAGCGGCUUCCAAGGGCUAAUCCCGCUCCUAGCAUUUGUGUGGCUAGCUAUCCCAGCAAUACAUCCUGGCGCAGCACAAAGAUAGAGUCGGACGUGGAAUUUGUGCAGAAGGCGGCGCGAAUCAUUCGAUCUGCCCGUUCCGACUAUAAUCUGCCCAACAAGGUUAAAACCGAGGUGUAUAUUGUGUGCACCGAUUCGGUGCCCAGUGAAAUACUCAAACGCUACGCCAGCGAUCUGGCCACAAUCUCCUACUGCUCCAAUGUGGUCUUCGACAGCCCCGCACCGCAGGGCUGUGCGAUCCUCACCGUGACGGGCCAGUGCGAGGUGCACCUGCUGCUCAAGGGACUCGUGGAAGCGGACAAGGAGAUUGCCAAGCUGCAGAAGAAGAGCGACCAGCUGGUGCAGACGGUGGGCAAGCUGACUCAGGCCAUCCAGGCCGCCGACUACGCAACUAAAGUACCCGCCGAGGUGCAGGAGGCCAACGAGACAAAACUUUCCGAGUCGCGGGCAGAGAUCGAACGCAUCGCUGCCGCCAUCGAGACUCUGAAACUGAUGUGAACAGGGAAUGCGGUAACCGCUAGUCGGGAACAGUGGUAAUUGAUAUUUAGCACGCUUGCCUUGCCAGCUGCUAGGCUUUACUUAAAAAAUACAAGAACGCGCUUCACUCGCAAACAAAGUAAUGCAUUUCGUACAGAGUAGACAAAUCGAUUGAUGUUUUAUUUAUUCAUAACGUCCCACACAUGAAAUUUGCCCCAAUAUAAAUAAAUAGAAAAGAUAAAACUA